AUGGAAAAUGCACCAGGGAAUAACUCAACUCGGCCAACCACCAGACAUUCAUGGAGCUCUACACAGCUACUAAGGCAAUGGUACACUUCCAAUUUAACCUGGCCGUACCCAAGCGCAGCGGAGAAAGAGGAGCUUAGUCGUCAAACCAGCUUGAGCGUUCGCCAAGUAUCACAAUGGUUCGUGAAUGCGAGACGAAGAGAUGCUGAACGGCAGUCAAGCGAAUUAACCGACAUCAGCGCCAAUCCUGUAUCUCUAUCGCUGCCUGGGUCUUUCGAUGCGACACAAGAACAACGAAACAACGUCGAGGCAAUUGAUCGCCUCCAGCGCUCCUCUUCUUCUGGCGCCAUCCCCCAGCUUGUAACUCAAGACGCCUUGGAUGGAAUUGGCUCUCAAGACGAAGCGCAUUCUUCUAACCCUUCCGACUCGGGUCACAGAAGUGGUCAUCGUCGCAAUUCACGUACGGGUUGGCGCCAUAAGGCCACCAACGAACCAGCAGAAGAGAGAAAUCCGCGAAUAUAUCAGUGCACAUUCUGUACAGACACUUUCAAAUCAAGGUAUGACUGGACGAGACACGAGGCGACACUCCAUCUAGCUCUUGAACGGUGGAGUUGUCUACCCGCUGGACCCAAGAGAUGGGAUCUUGGAGCUGAGGCUCCAAAAUGUUCCCUGUGUGACUCAUCUGAUACUACCGACGCUCAUCUCGAGUCUCAUCACAUUUCCGACUGCAUCAUGAAACCUCAGGCGCUCAGAACAUUCCAUAGAAAGGACCACCUGCUCCAACACCUACGUCUGGCACAUGGCAUUGACAAAAUGAUACCGUCAAUGCAUUCCUGGAAGUCAAAAAUCUCCCAAGUGAAAUCCCGAUGCGGUUUUUGCGGAGAGACAUUUACUCUCUGGUCCGACCGCAAUGACCAUCUAGUGGACCAUUUCAGAAGAGGAAAAUCCAUGAAAGAUUGGAAUGGAGAUCGAGGGCUCGAGCCUUCGAUCGCGAUGCUUGUCCAGAGCGCAAUGCCUCCUUACCUCAUAGGUGCCGAGUCCUUAGACUUGGAGCCCUUUAGUGCCUCAAAGGGUGUUUUGAAGAAGACCCUCUCGUCACCAGAGAAGCAGAACCCUCCGAAUGUGUUUGAGGUACUUACAGCCCGUCUUGGUGAUUUUGUUGUUUCGGCGCGCGCAAAUGGCGAUACCAUCAACUGCGAUAUCCUUCGCCGCCAGGCUCGGCUUAUUUUAUACGGCGAUGAUGAUCCGCUGAAUCAAACUCCCGCAGACAACGAUCAGUGGCUGACAUUGUUUAAAAUUGGGCAUGGAUUGGCAUCAGCGCCUGGCCAGCAAGAGUUGGCGCCUUCAUUACCAGAUGAAGCUUCGCAGUUAGCCUCACAUCCCAUAACAAUCUCAGACACAAACAAGUCCUCGCUUCCACGUGAAGCUAUAGAGAGAAAGUCGGGGUCAAAGUUAGUGACAAGUCAAACACUUGAUAAUACUGAGCCUACGCUCCCAUGGUGGUGCCAAAGCCCUGAAUGCUUGGCGGAGCUUAUGGAAAUAAGUCGGGAGUUUUCCUUGACAACUCUUGGAAACAUCGAGAUUGAUGAUGAAUCGACUAGAGAAUCCUAG
Molecule: messenger RNA, 1608 nt
Organism: Trichoderma aggressivum f. europaeum
Lineage: Eukaryota; Fungi; Ascomycota; Sordariomycetes; Hypocreales; Hypocreaceae
Product: transcriptional regulator family: Homeodomain
Exons: 1
Coding region: 1-1608 (535 amino acids)
Biological process (GO): regulation of transcription by RNA polymerase II
Molecular function (GO): RNA polymerase II cis-regulatory region sequence-specific DNA binding
Source: RefSeq, a predicted model, not a curated record